GGCGGGAGCCGGACUCCGCCCUGGGGCUCGCGGCCGCCCAGCGCGGGGACUCGGGCGGGCGCCAUGGCGAGGACCCCGCAGGCCGGGCGGCGCGGCACGGCCCCCGGGAGCGUCCUGCGCGCGCUGCUGCGCUGCAACCUGCCCCCCGGCGCGCAGCGCGUGGUGGUCUUCGCGGUGCUGGCGCUGCUCGUGCUCAUCAACGUCGUGCUCAUCUUCCUGCUGGCCUUCCGCUGACCGCCGCCGCCGCCGCCGUGAGUGAGC
Messenger RNA from Erinaceus europaeus (western European hedgehog), 261 nucleotides. RefSeq names its product small integral membrane protein 39 (gene SMIM39). The transcript has a single exon. Lineage: Eukaryota; Metazoa; Chordata; Mammalia; Eulipotyphla; Erinaceidae. The record is from RefSeq and is a predicted model, not a curated record. Bases 64 to 234 code for a protein of 56 amino acids.